This is a messenger RNA of Neopelma chrysocephalum (saffron-crested tyrant-manakin), 1392 nucleotides long. RefSeq names its product centrosome-associated protein CEP250-like. Lineage: Eukaryota; Metazoa; Chordata; Aves; Passeriformes; Pipridae. Bases 1 to 1380 code for a protein of 459 amino acids. Gene Ontology annotation, biological process: cilium assembly. The record is from RefSeq and is a predicted model, not a curated record. The transcript has 10 exons.
AUGGAGCCACUCUGUGGAGCAGUUUGCACGGCUUUUUCUUUGGCCUAUUCCGGCUACUUUUUGACUCACCUGACAAGACACAUCACACGUGGAUGGAGAGAAGCCCAUCCUUCGAGCACAACACCAGCAGCAGAACCUCCUCGGGCUCUCUCUCUUCCUGAAGAUGAGGCUAAAGAGGAGGGCCAUGCCAACGCACCUCCACGUGUUGCCACUCCACGGCCUGAACAUGCCGAAGCAGCCCUGACAGAAGAGCUUUCUACCAGUCAGGACUCUGCAGUGCAGAUGGAAAAGGUGGAGUGGCAGGAGAGGAUGGAUGGAGGGCUCAGUGUCCAGGAGCUCCUACCAAAGCAGCCGGCGGUAGUUGAGAGGAAACCCUCCUUCUCAGAGCGGGAGUUGGCAGUGGAGGAAUGGCAGCUCCAGAAGGAUCUGCUGAAGGAGGAGAAAGCUGACCUUACCCAGGCACUGGCAAAGAAAGACAUUGAGGGGCUGCAGCGUGUCCAGAGAAGGGCAAGGGAGCUUGGGAAGGUUCUGGAGCACAAGUCUGAUGAGGAGCAACUGAGGGAGCUGCGGGUGUUCAACCUGGAGGAAGGGAGCGUGUCUAUUGGCUGUUACAGAGGCGUGGUGCUCUUCUGUGCCUCACUGAAGCAACAGCGCCUCACCAGUCAGGUCUUCACCAUCUUAAAGCAACAGCGGACCAUUCUGAGCAUUUCCCAGAGUGUGCCAUGCGGCAGAUGCUCUGAAACUUUGAGCCCACAGAUUCCAAAGUGGCAGGGUCUGGCUCUUUGCACAGAGCUCCCCAGGAAGGACUCUAACUGUCAUUUGUCCCGCUUUCAGAUUUGCCAUCAGCCCCAGUCAGCUAGCAGGGGUCUGGAGCAGCUGCUCCAGGACUUCUCUUGCCAAGGGCACGCCCUGGCCCAGGUGACCAGAGAGAAGGAGCUGCUGGUGCAUGAGAGGGCUGCCCUAGAGGCCCGAGUGGCAGCCCUGGAGCGGGACCUACAAGGCCUUUCAGAGCAGCUGGCAGAGGCCAGGUCUGCGAAGGAGAGCGUGCAAUGCAGCCUCUUUGAGGCUCAGCAGCACGUUUCUCAGCUGGAGAUGGUCAGGAGUCACCUGCAACUCCAAGUGCACACAAUCACGCAGGCCAAGGAGGUGAUACAAGGGGAUGUCAAGUGCCUUCGGCGUGACCUGGAAGCACAGAGCUCCCUCCUGAAGCGGGAACGGGAAGAGGUGGCACAACAGCUGCAGUGGGCAGAACAGCAGUGCAGCCGUACGCUCGGGCUUUGGGAAUGUGCUCACCAAGAGGAAAAGAGAAAGCUCCUGCAAAAGCUGGUAGGAAUCAAUACACCUCUGAAUUUCUCAGGCAACCUUUGUGACUGCCCGUAGCAGAAGAACAGC